GUUAGGAAUUAUAAGCACAAAGAACAGGCUGCUACCAGCACAGCACAGCACCAGAGCACUAAUUAAAGCUGACUCGAGUCAGAUCCGUGACGACAAACCGUUCAUACAUAGCACAGAUACGAUUUCUUUUGGGGUACGAUUUAUCCCAUAAAUUAAAGCUGACCCGGGGCACUGCGGAACUGGUCUCUGCAGAGAGGACAGCAAAAAGCUAUUAGUCAUAUCCCUUAAAAGAAACCAUCUCGGGCUUUAAAAAAUUAAUUAACUAAUUGAAAAAGAAAGAACUAAAAUUCAAAACACGUAAACGAACUGUCAAUUUUAAUAGUAAAUAGUAAUUAAAGAAAUAUAUAUAAUUAACGAAUUUAUAAUUGUGUAAUUAACAAAGAAGCUGGUACAUAUAUCGUUAUCAUCCAGGCUUUUGAAGUGUUUUCGUUUUUCGUGUUUGAAUUCCAAGGUUGUUGGCUUUUCGUUGGACAGAAAUUAAUUGGUUUUGCUGGGAGGAAAAUAUAACGAAUUAGUCUGAGUUUAUCUUAGUUAUUUAACUUAAAAUUAAAAGUAUUUUUACGGUUGGGGAUCCGGGUGUUGAUGUGUAAUGACCAGAGGUGACAUCAAUUAAUUACUUUUUUUAUAAGACGACGAUUAAUUAUAUUUUAAUUCGCAUAGAAAACCAUCCUCGGCUGAAAACAACAACUUUGCAUUCAUCAUCACAUUGAGAACUUUUCGGCUAAUUAUUAUUGUUGUUAAUUAUUAGUAAUUACAGCAAGCAAGCAGACAGACAGACAGAAAACAAAGCAAAACACACGGCACAUAUUCCAUUAGCAGAAACAUUGAAAGAUGGCAGCCGUUGAGAGUUUGAGCAUCCACGACUCAUUGAAAACCGGAGUAGCGAAAGAGCACGAGGAAGCCGAAAAUGGCAUUUUCACUCAGUCGAUUAUGAAAGGGACUGUGACCCCUGCUAUCUACCGCCAGUUCCUUGCAGAACUUUACGAAAUCUACAAGGCAAUCGAAGAAGCGGCCGAACUCAACAAAGAACACGAGACAUUCGGAAUGACACAUUUCCCGACCGAGUUCAACCGUGUUGGAGCAAUUGAGAAGGAUCUGGAGUAUUACUAUGGCGCCAACUGGAAAGAAGAAGCAAAGAGUCAAGCGCCGACGACAACUAAAUACGUGGCCAGAAUAAAAGAGGUGGGCAAAACUAACCCGACUCUGUUGAUUGCUCACUGCUACGUGCGGUACCUUGGUGACAUGUCGGGCGGCCGGCAAAUAAAGUACAAAUUGAUGAAGCAUUUUAAUUUGGGUUCUUCGGACGAUGGCAUUGCGUUCUUUGUCUUUGACCAGAUCGACAACGUGGCCCACUUCAAGGAGUAUUAUUUCGGCCGCAUGAAUUCCAUCAACAUUGACGACGACCAACUGGCAGAGCUGGUUGCCGAAGCAAAGAAAGCGUUCCAGUUCAAUAUCGAUCUCUUUAAGGACAUGAAUGAUUUUGUUCAGAAAAUGAAAUUGCCCCAAGAAAAUAUUUCUAGCGAUCCAUCGAAGAUGGAAACGUUUUAUAAUCAUUUCAAAAGUCUAUUCAGUUCCUCAUAAUGAGCUGUGAUCCAUUCUGUUGACUUCUAAUUAUUUUUUCCACCCUCCCAUAGUUUAAGAUUAUUUCCUCAAAGCUUCCACAAAUGUGAUAAGGAAAAGAGAGAAAAAUAAACUCAAAAUAUGGUUCAGUGCUCUUCAUUUUUUUUUCGUAAAGAAACCUGUCUUCCUAUUAAAAAAAAUUGCGAAUGGGAUAUUCGUUAAUAAUAAUAUUCGUUAAUGGGGUAUUCGUUAAUAAAAGUAGAGUUAAAUUUAUUAGGAAAAUAAAUUUGUUUUACACAAGGACUUCAAGUUUUAUCUGA
Octopus sinensis (East Asian common octopus) is the source of this 1880-nucleotide messenger RNA. RefSeq names its product heme oxygenase 1. Gene Ontology annotation, molecular function: heme binding; heme oxygenase (decyclizing) activity. Lineage: Eukaryota; Metazoa; Mollusca; Cephalopoda; Octopoda; Octopodidae. The transcript has 2 exons. Gene Ontology annotation, biological process: heme oxidation; heme catabolic process; response to oxidative stress. Bases 832 to 1581 code for a protein of 249 amino acids. The record is from RefSeq and is a predicted model, not a curated record.